Messenger RNA from Rhodofomes roseus, 2639 nucleotides. RefSeq lists its product as uncharacterized. NCBI's taxonomy places the organism in Eukaryota, Fungi, Basidiomycota, Agaricomycetes, Polyporales, Fomitopsidaceae. The transcript is spliced from 4 exons. Gene Ontology annotation, cellular component: nucleus; transcription preinitiation complex; transcription factor TFIIIB complex. The coding region runs from base 310 to 2277 and encodes 655 amino acids. The record is from RefSeq and is a predicted model, not a curated record. Gene Ontology annotation, molecular function: RNA polymerase III type 3 promoter sequence-specific DNA binding; RNA polymerase III general transcription initiation factor activity. Gene Ontology annotation, biological process: DNA-templated transcription initiation; transcription by RNA polymerase III; transcription preinitiation complex assembly.
UGAAGACUAGCCCAGACGUGACAGGAACGGCGAACGCGAAACGACAGACUCAGCUGAGAGCAUGGGUACGUCAGGUGACGUGUUAUGGAGCGCGACAUGUAACGCGUUACGUCGCGUUUGAAUCGCCGAACGACGGUGAUCUGUCCCAGUCCGCCAUCCAUGUCGACGUGGUCGGUCACAGUACUAGUCUUGGGCUGAGCCACGACACCUUUGGCACACCCGCUCCCUCUCGAUGCUUGCGCUUUUCCGGCUGGCUGAAUUUUGGCUUCGUCACGGACGUAACGCUGUAGCAUCGAACAUUCCCUCAGUAUGAGUCGCGGCAGAUGUGCAGAGUGUAAUGGACCGACCGAGUGGGACGAAAAUGUCGGCUCUGCUAUCUGCGUUGAAUGCGGGACGCUCGCAGAUCCAACGCAGAGCGUUCUGACCACUCACCACGACUUCUUGCCGGAUACCGCCCAUGGGCCGUGGACGACUUUCACGACCUCGCUGAAGAACCGGAAAGGUUGGACUCUUCCUGGUCAGAGCCAAGAUGCUUCACACACGAGGAACACGUUGGCUAUAUAUGAAUUCAUACAGACCUUGGCUAUGAGGCUCUCAGCUCGGGGUGCCACUGAGCGUGCACAGAUAUUGUUCGACCAAGCGAUGGCACGAGAACGGUUUCGCUGGGGACGCCAAUCCAAGCGAAUGGCUGGCGCGGCGCUUGCAGUAGCUCUACGUGAAUCCAAGAGAAACGAUGCUCUGCGAGACAUAGCUUAUUUAUUGGAAGAAUCUCCGGCGGCUCUGGGCCGUGCCUUCAUUUCGCUGGCCAGAAUACUGUCGCUGAAUGUAUCUCCCGCCGACCCGACGGUACACCUGUCAACACUACACAAUCACCUCGUCUCGCUAACGCAAGGGCCCUCUUCGAAUCUCCCUGACAAGUUGCGGACGACUCUAGAAGAUCUCCGCCCUCGAAUGUUGACCAUCAUGCAGACUGCAGAUUCACUCUGUGCACUCCUCUCUCGCACAGAUGUACUGGUCAAGAUGCCGCCUCCGCCCACUGCCUGUGCUGUGAUGAUGCUUGCAAUCGAGGCCGAACUCAAGUCCUCGCUGCCACAUACAGGCCUACUGGCCCAACUUCUCGGUUCCCGCUUCGACACAGCUAAAGUGACCGUGAUGCAGCGGUACAAGAUCAUAUACGAUCUCGUUGAAGAGUGGAUCCGCGAGGUACCAUGGCUAGACGCCCACGAGCGCAAGAACGGCGGAACGGGCCGUUCGAAGGUCGCGAAGCGGGUCGUUGUUGCUCGGGGUCUCAAGGACGUGCUGCAGUUUCAGGAUGAGAUUUCCGCCAAGAAGAUGGAGGCUCAAGCAAUGCCGCGGCUCGAUCUGGAAAUGGAGAAUCCAAGCACGGACGACAAGGAGGAACUAGAGGAUGACCCGGACACAGACGGGCGCUGGCGCUUCUGCCAGGACAACCGGAGGAGAGGUGAUGCAGUGGGUACGUCAUCCGCAUCUACUCACGUUGUCCGAAAAGACGUCGUCAACUCCCGUCCUCCCCUAAAGAAGUGGAAGACCUCGCACGAGCGCUCCGUCGCGCGGGCGUCGGAGUUUCUGCUCGACCCGCUGCGCUCUCAAGGCUCAGGGGGCUCAGGAGCGCAGAGUGCGCCGCCGCGAGCGCGACGGCCCAGCGGCCGCGCGGACCUGGACCUGCUCUCCCAUAUCCUCACUGCGGACGCCUCGAGCCUUCCGCACGUGUUCGCCAAUGCGCCCAGUCGGCUGCAGCUCCUCGCCGCUUCCCGCGCAUGCGAAUCCGACAUCCCCGACGAGGAGCUUUUUGCCGACGGCGAACUGGACGGUCUGUUGAGGAGCGCAGAGGAGGCUGGACAGCUGCGUACUGCGCUGGGAUGGGAUGAAGAAGAAGAAGACGCUUCAGGCCCUCCACUGCCGCAAAAGCAACGGAAGAAGAGGAAGCGUGGUGCGGACGAGGAAGACGGCGGUGGCGUCGGGGGCUCGAAGAGGAUUAACAUGGAUGCGCUCGCAAAGCUCCUCGACCCAUCCUUGGAUCUGGCCGCCGAGUAUGUCUUUGGCGACAAGAACGACUACCUCGCAGACGAUGACGAAGAAGACGCCGACGACGAGAACGCCGAACACGCGCCCCGGUCGUUUUUCGACGGUGUUGAGGAUCCCGACAUGCCUCCGAGUGCGCAGCUCGAGGGCGGCGCAGACGAGGGCGAGAUCGUCGAGGAGUGGCGGCCGAUGUCUCCAGGAGGCGGUGGGUAUGAUGCAGACCGAUACGUGUAAAGCGUUCUCUCUGUCAGUCCCCGAUAUCGCCUCCACAACCGGAGUUCAUGAAUCUAUGAAUCUAAUAUCGCAUCCAGUUGGUGUAUUGCAAGACUGGUGGAAUCGGUUCCGGGGCUAUAUCGCCUCAUCUCGCAUCGCCAGCGAUUCGAUUUGUCGUUGGUCGUUUAGUAAUUGUCUUCCCACCAAGACCCAGUUCCCAUGUCUCCGGAUCCCCUAGGAUAGCAUCCAAUUCGCCUGCAUGUAACAUAGCCCUACAUGGACUGAAUCUCGCAUACCCCGUACAGUACUGUAUCAUACCUCGUUACCCAGAGCGGGUCACGCUAGACAUCGUAAUUCAUGUUGAUAUCGGAUGAUUCACCGCA